Messenger RNA from Symbiodinium natans, 417 nucleotides. The record is from the annotation of a GenBank genome assembly. NCBI's taxonomy places the organism in Eukaryota, Dinophyceae, Suessiales, Symbiodiniaceae.
AUGACCGCUGCUGCUGCCGGACAGAGACGAUGGGCUGAGUGGGCAAACUUCCUGCUGCGGCGCGACGGACGCAGUGAACUGCUGGCGACAGAGCGGAACAUCAGGGCGGUAGUUAGCGUCGAGCGAUCUGACAACACGCAGCGGGCCCAGUCUUCGCCGACGGCAACACGCAAAGGCCGGCUUGGCGCCAAGCGAGCUCAGGAGGAGAGGGAGCCCCCCUAUGCCCUCAAAGCAGGCGCGGACACGGUCAUCGAAGCUGCGGAGGGCAAUCGACGUGCAGGACUGGCUGGAAGUCAUCGCAUGUCAUGCGUGACCUUGCAGUACGAGGAGUCAGUGACCGCAAAAGGUGUAGGGACCGCCCAGUUUGAGGGCACGCAAGGUUGCCCAGAGCUUCCAGCAGAGGAGCAGACUUGGUAA